AUGAAACACAUGGAAGACAUAAAGAAGGCCAGGAUGAGGGAGAAGCACUUCAGAAUGAAAGACAAAGGGUACUUCUUGUCUCUUAACAUGCUUGGGAACAAUACAGAUAUACUCUCUGUGUUUCUUGGAUAUAUCGAAGGGCUAGGAGUAGAUAAGAGGAACGUAUAUAGCAAUAUAGCGGACGCCGUUCUAGAUGGAAACAAUGCCAUCGUGGAGAAUCUUAGGAGUGUGCUGAAGCUGGAGAUAAGGGACGAAGUCUCUAUAGUUGAGGAAAUAACAAAGACUCAUUAG
Messenger RNA from Encephalitozoon romaleae SJ-2008, 291 nucleotides. RefSeq lists its product as hypothetical. The transcript has a single exon. Lineage: Eukaryota; Fungi; Microsporidia; Unikaryonidae. The record is from RefSeq and is a predicted model, not a curated record. Bases 1 to 291 code for a protein of 96 amino acids.